AUGAAUGAAAAAAAGUCUGUAAAUCAACAAUUUGAAUUAAACUUCAAUAUUAUUUACACGUUGCACAGACUUUUAGUUUUCAUUUCAUUGAAAUUAAAUGAUGCAAAACAUUUCAAACUAAUCGGCAGUGGAAAAGAUGAAAACAAGCUUUUAAAACAUAUGAAGGAAGAUAUUUGCAAAUUAUCUCAAGUGGUUAUGUGA
Clunio marinus is the source of this 201-nucleotide messenger RNA. The record is from the annotation of a GenBank genome assembly. Lineage: Eukaryota; Metazoa; Arthropoda; Insecta; Diptera; Chironomidae.